Mucor mucedo is the source of this 1526-nucleotide messenger RNA. RefSeq names its product WD40-repeat-containing domain protein. The coding region runs from base 80 to 1057 and encodes 325 amino acids. Gene Ontology annotation, biological process: RNA export from nucleus; transcription-dependent tethering of RNA polymerase II gene DNA at nuclear periphery. The transcript is spliced from 5 exons. The record is from RefSeq and is a predicted model, not a curated record. Gene Ontology annotation, molecular function: RNA binding; ubiquitin binding. NCBI's taxonomy places the organism in Eukaryota, Fungi, Mucoromycota, Mucoromycetes, Mucorales, Mucoraceae. Gene Ontology annotation, cellular component: nuclear pore.
CAAUCUCUCUCUGAUUCAAUUUCUCGCCUCCUUUUUUUAUUCUUUGUUCGCCCAUUAGAUAUUCCUUUUUUCGAUCGAUAUGGACCCGGGAGAUUUGGAAAUUACCUCUCCACCAAGCGAUGGUGUUUCGUACUUGGAUUUUUCACCUCAGCAAGACUACCUUGCAGCUGCUUCUUGGGAUAACCAAGUACGUGUCUAUGAAGUUUUACAAACAGGCAGUACAGUCGCUAAAGUAGCAUAUCCUCAUGAAGCACCCGUGUUUUGCGUUAAGUGGUGUCCGGACGGUACAAAGCUGGUUUCAGGAGGAGCAGAUAAUGCAGCAAGGUUAUAUGAUGUUAAUACUGGUCAAAGUCAACAAAUUGCUCAGCAUAGUCAACCUGUAAAGUCGGUACUGUAUAUAAAUGAAAAUAUAGUUGCAACAGGUAGUUGGGAUAAAACAAUUGCCUAUUGGGAUACAAGAUCACCACAACCAAUAGGAAUCAUUCAUUUGCCUGAAAGAGUGUAUUCUAUGGACUCAUUUGGUGGGAUGCUUGUUGCUGGUACAGCAGACAAUACGAUUUCGAUUAUCGACCUUGGCAAUCCUACAGUUAUAUUUAAAUCGGAACCUUCUCCUUUGAAGUUUCAGAUCAGAAAGGUGGCGUGCUUCACUGUCGGAAAAGGGUAUGCGGUGGCAUCUAUAGAAGGAAGAGUCGGAAUACAAUAUAUCGAUCCCCAAGAACAAGUGAAAAAUUUCUCUUUCAAAUGUCAUCGAGACGAAGCUAAAAAUAUUUAUUCUGUAAACGACAUCAGCUUCCAUCCUGUUUAUGGCACAUUUUCAACAGCUGGUUCAGAUGGAUCAGUGAAUAUCUGGGACAAAGAUCGGAAACAGAGAUUGAAGGAAUACCCCAAGGUUAAUGGAACGAUUUCUUGCACCGCCUUCAACAGAAACGGCUCUAUUUUAGCUUAUGCUGUUAGUUAUGACUGGUCCAAAGGGUAUAAAUAUGCAUCGAAUGUAAACAAAAUCUAUCUUCAUGCCGUGAAAGAAGAUGUGAAUCCUGGCUCACUAAAAAAACGAUAACAUUAAUAUACAUUAUCAUACGAUGGUAUAUAAUAAAUUGCACUGCAUGCAAUCAUUGAUAAUAUACCUGAAACUUUUGCGAUUAUACGGAAAGUGGUUGGUUUCUAGUAUUUUAUGCUGUAAACUUAAACUGUGAUUAAUAACGACUUUGUCAUUCAUUGUUUGAUUAGCUGCAUCAUAGACGUUUUUUUUUUUUUGGGGGGGACUUACAACUGCCCACUUAUUAUAAGAUCAUUGUGGUUUAGAAUAAUAUUGUUGUUAAGUAUAUUUUUACAAUUGAAAAGCUGCUUUGUUUCUCCAGUAUCUCCACAUAAGUAAAUGACUGUACUUGCCAUAUUCAGCUUCGGUACCACUUUGGCCGCUCAAUCAUUUUCUGUUUUAUUUGAAAUUAUGCUUUGCUAGAGAGCUUAAUAAAAAACAAUGUUAUAGGCAUCAUCAUCUGGUGAACUAUCAAUAUCAUACAUGUAUA